Molecule: messenger RNA, 2025 nt
Organism: Diaporthe amygdali
Lineage: Eukaryota; Fungi; Ascomycota; Sordariomycetes; Diaporthales; Diaporthaceae
Exons: 1
Coding region: 1-2025 (674 amino acids)
Source: RefSeq, a predicted model, not a curated record
AUGGACCAUCAGCCUCUGUAUAGUCCACUGGACCCAUCGACCCGUCAGAUCAGACUGCUGCAAGUAUCAUGUACCGAGGUUGAUGAAGACUUCGCGCCCGUCAUUUGCAGGCUGGUGACCGCCUCCCUGGACGAUCCUUCAAUCAGAUAUAUAGCACUGUCUUACGUCUGGGGAUUCGAAACAAGCCAGACUCCACUCGUUGUCGAUGGCAAGGAAUGCAACAUCACUGCAAAUUUGUUCGAAUUCUUGGUUCGAUAUCGGAAAAUCAGCUACGUCGUGCCACAGUGGGAGCUCGCAAAUUUUCCUGUGUGGAUUGACGCAGUGUGCAUAAAUCAAGAGGACAUUCCUGAGAGGAAUAGCCAGGUCCAGAUGAUGGGGUCCAUAUACCGAUCCGCGACACGAACCAUCUCCUGGUUAGGCCCUGACAGUGUCGGCAGUGAAUCCGCCAUGAAAGUCAUGAGGCGUAUCUGGCCCAAGGUCAACGACUCCAUGCGCAAACAAGAUUUGCUCGCAUGGCUGAGUUCUGAGGAUAUGAGUCUCUGGCAGAAAGAUACACAAAGCGCUAAUAGAACGGGAUUCAGUACUGGUAACGAAUUUUGGGACAGCUGGAAAGACAUAUUUUCCAGAGCUUAUUUCAGUCGUUCGUGGAUCACACAAGAGCUUGUGCUAUCAAGGAACGUCGUGGUGCUCUGUGGCCAACAGACUCUUCCCCUUGCCGCUUUCCUGGUCAUCUGGGAAUGGCUCCUUCGCAUCGAAGGCACGUCUUGUCCAGAACAGGUGGAUUCUAAUAUCUGGUCAUUUCUGUCGUCCAGAGAGGGGCGCAGGCUGCUAGGAUGGGGAGCGAUGAAUAAAUGGCCGAACUUAAGGGAGCUCAUGACCAGAUCGAAGGAUGCGAGAGAGGAACACCUUCUUCUCAUUUGGCAUGAACUUGUGCUCCAUACGCGUAUCCUCCAGGCCACGGACCCUCGGGAUAAGCUUUACAGCGUGCUGGGUAUGGUCGAUCGGAAAUUCAAGCCAGACUACUCUGCUUCCAUUGAGGAUGUCUUCUACGACUUUGCCAAAGAGUAUAUCUACGCUGAGAAACGGUUAUCGGUCCUGCGCGAGGCUGGGCAUGGUACAUUUUUCGGUACGCCAGAGCACCCUCGACACAGACUGUUUGUUCCAUCUUGGGUUCCAAAUUGGGAUGCGCUAUCCAAAGAGCUUACCUGGGGCCAGUUCUAUCAUGGUAGUUAUCGGCUUUCUGCGGAUUUGAAUCUCCAACAAGCCAUUGGUCCACAGUUCAGUGAGUUGUUGGAGCACGAAGGUAGAGGUUACUGGAAGAUUGUUGGAAGAACCUUGACGGCUCUUGGCUUGGUAUGUGACAGCACUGUCGCUGUCCAUCGUCUGGGAGUCGAUCAUGAGUCCUGGGGUUCAUUCUGCGAAAGCUACGUCUCAAACUGUGGAGAGCAUAGUCAAUAUGUGACGGGCAUCCCAGCACUACAGGCGCUCGCAAGAUUGAUCUUUCUUGACCAAGAUCCAAUUUCCAGAAACGACGUUGAUGAUUCGACACUGGCCAAAGACAUGCUCAGAAUUUGUAUCCUUGGAAUAAUCCUCAUGGGAUCUCCGGCUCAAAGUAUGGUCGAGAAAUUCGGCCUGACAUCUCAGCCAAGCCUAGUCAAGAAAUUCCUGGGGUCUGGAGAACUAGCAAGUAAUUUCCUCGAGUCCGGAGAACUUGCGAAAGAUCUCGUGGACAUCUCGGCCUUGCGCAUCCACCUUCCCAAGCUCACAUCGGAUAGACUCUCAUUAGUGCUGAAUUACGUAGCAUUCUGGACAUCUGAUGGUUAUCUAGGCUGGGGCCCACCAGGGAUGGUGGCAGGAGAUGAUGUCUGUGUCAUGGUUGGUUGCGACGUACCAGUGGUGCUUAGACGUGUUGGGGAUCACCACAUCCACAUUGGGCCAUGCUGGGUAUUGGGACUUAUGAAUGGAGAGGCUCUUGAUAAGGCAAUGAAUAGCCAGGCGGGCCUUUCGAGCUUUGACAUAGUUUGA